AUGUCCGCCGCCGCCGCCGCGCCGUACAAGGCGCCCGCCGCGAAGACUGAAGAGUCGACGCAGCAGAUGCACCGCAUUCGCAUCACGCUCACGUCUCGUAACGUGAAGAACCUCGAGAAGGUGUGCGCGGAUCUCAUUCGCGGGGCGAAGGAUAAGCGGUUGAAGGUGAAGGGCCCGGUGCGCAUGCCGACGAAGGUUUUGAAGCUCACCGUGCGCAAGUCGCCGUGCGGGGAAGGUACGAACACUUGGGAUCGCUUUCAAAUGCGCAUCCACAAGCGUUUGAUCGACUUGCACUCGCCGGCGGACGUGGUGAAGCAAAUCACGUCAAUCUCCAUCGAACCGGGCGUGGAGGUUGAGGUGACGAUCGUCGACAACUAG
This is a messenger RNA of Ostreococcus lucimarinus CCE9901, 378 nucleotides long. RefSeq names its product Ribosomal protein S20, component of cytosolic 80S ribosome and 40S small subunit (gene RPS20). Gene Ontology annotation, biological process: translation. Gene Ontology annotation, cellular component: cytosolic small ribosomal subunit; ribosome. Lineage: Eukaryota; Viridiplantae; Chlorophyta; Mamiellophyceae; Mamiellales; Bathycoccaceae. The transcript has a single exon. The coding region runs from base 1 to 378 and encodes 125 amino acids. Gene Ontology annotation, molecular function: RNA binding; structural constituent of ribosome. The record is from RefSeq and is a predicted model, not a curated record.